This is a messenger RNA of Desarmillaria tabescens, 979 nucleotides long. RefSeq lists its product as uncharacterized. The record is from RefSeq and is a predicted model, not a curated record. The coding region runs from base 242 to 859 and encodes 205 amino acids. The transcript has 3 exons. NCBI's taxonomy places the organism in Eukaryota, Fungi, Basidiomycota, Agaricomycetes, Agaricales, Physalacriaceae.
CAUCGACCAGCAUCCCAAAAUUCCCUUCAAUUUGAGGCGCAUUGACUAUCGACGAUACAAUGCAGCUGCAUAUCACAUAGAUAAAUUCAUUGUCGACAUCGACGCCUUUGCUUGUAGGCUCGUUCUGGUGCCUUCUGGGAGUCGGAAAAGUGAUAUUUGGUUCAAUACCCGAGAUAGCUUAAUAUAUACGGACGCCUUCUUCAACCUCUUCACCUCCAUUCCCGACUUUUCUAGGGUCACCAUGCCUCCCAAAAACACCAAGUCAAGCAGCUCUGCUCUUUGCAAAAAUUUCCAGAACGCUCCCACUAACCCUACCCAUAUCUUAUCUGCCGAUAUACCUCCUCACUUGGUCGACUUUUAUCGAGUACCUGUCGAGAACGAUAUCAUAGCCGGCGUGGAGUGGAUCUAUUGCCUAUGGACACUUUUACAUCGCACAGCUCCUCCUUCGUAUCGUGCCUUCAAAGAGCUCGAUUCAACAGCUAGAGAGCUACACACUCUUCUCACACAAUCCCGUUCCUGGGAUAGGUGUACCACCUUCAAGCUUAUCAUUAGGUCGCAUGUUCGAACAAAAGCACUCCACACUAUCUACGACAUUCUCGAAUGUCAAGGUUACCUCGAGAGCACCUGCCCUGGGUUCAUCGAUGAUAUUCUUCAGGAAAUUGUGACCUGCAACUCGGAUAGCGUAGCUUUCAGUGCUGAUCUUCGUCGUCGAUGCAAGAUAGCUGCGCCAAUGUUGGAGCACAAGAUGUGGGCGUUGCAAAAGGUGCUCAUUAAACAGCAUAAAGUCAGUCAACUCUUCUUCAUUCAAUCAUGCGAUACACCUUUACUCACCAAUCCAUCACCAGGAUUUCAACCUUAAGAAUCAUAUUAGAUUCCUCAAUUACCUCUACCUAGGUGCAUUGACAAUAGCUCUCUUGUGCGCGUUUUUGGCGUUUGCUUCGAGUUUCUUUGAUAUAGAUCACGAUUCUUUAUUUGUUUG